This is a messenger RNA of Cynara cardunculus var. scolymus (artichoke), 1773 nucleotides long. Its product is annotated as N-acetyl-D-glucosamine kinase-like. The transcript is spliced from 7 exons. The record is from RefSeq and is a predicted model, not a curated record. The coding region runs from base 505 to 1587 and encodes 360 amino acids. Lineage: Eukaryota; Viridiplantae; Streptophyta; Magnoliopsida; Asterales; Asteraceae.
CUUCAUCAUCUUCUCUCUCUAAUUCCUAAUUUUGAAUAUUAUAAACACAUAUGCAUGUAACUGCACCUACAUAUGGUUAAAACCAUGAAACUUAUUAUAUUCCAGCCACUGUUGUAGUUGUAUUAUAUGUUGAAAGGUCGAAGCUCAUCGCCCAUCAUCCUCCAUUUGGGCAUCAAAUAGAAAUACGAAGUUGUUCAAACAAUUUUCUAUUGCAUUAUUCUAUGAAGCUUACAAUAUUGCAGUCUUGACACUCACCCCAAUUUGGUUUUUGGCAAAUCCCAUUAAAAAUUGCUUUUGUUGGAAGCUGAUAACCAGUAGUGUUUGGACAAUUUGCCGUCCGAAUCCGAUUAUUAUAAUCAACAAAAUUUAAUUCAUUACACUACCCUCUAAUCAUAAGCAUAUGUGAGACACUCUCAAGUUUCUGUAUGCAAAAUCGAGUUUAAUUGGGGGUUUUCAUUUCUGUUCAGUUUGUCCAUAAUAGUGUGCAGAAUUGGGUGGGUAGUGAUGAAGAGAUACAGAAAUGGAGAAAUUUGGGAUUUCGAGCAAGAAGUAUCAGGGGAAAUGGGUGGUGGGCAGAAGCUGAUACUGGGAUUGGAUGGUGGGACUACUAAUACGGUGUGCAUAUGCAUGCCCAUUAUCCCUUUCACUCCAAACCACCAUUCGCCGGAUCCUCCUCCGGUCUAUGCCAGAGCUGUCGCCGGCUGCUCCAAUCACAAUAGUGUUGGUGAAAUUGCUGCAAGGGAGACGCUAGAACAAGUUAUGGCUGAAGCUCUUUCAAAAUCAGGUUCAACUAGAACUGCUGUUCGAGCGGUUUGCUUAGCUGUAUCUGGAGUUAACCAUCCAACAGAUCAACAACGAAUUCUAGAUUGGCUUAGAGAUAUUUUCCCUAGCGAUGUUGAAUUUUUCGUUGAGAAUGAUUCUGUGGCAGCUUUGGCUAGUGGAACCAUGGGAAAGCUUCAUGGGUGUGUUCUAAUUUCUGGUACAGGGACCAUUGCGUAUGGAUAUACUGAAGAUGGGAGAGAAGCUCGGGCAUCUGGUGCAGGACCCAUCUUAGGUGAUUGGGGAAGUGGAUAUGGUAUUGCAGCAAAGGCUUUGACAGCAGUAAUAAGGGCUUCUGAUGGGCGUGGUCCACAAACAAUGCUCACACGUACCAUCCUGCAUGAACUUCAAUAUUCUUCUCCAGAUGAACUAAUUGGGUGGACCUAUGCCGAUCCAUCCUGGGCUCGCAUUGCAACUUUAGUCCCUGUUGUGAUAUCAUGUGCAGAAGCCGGUGAUCAAGUUGCAAAUGAUAUAUUGAUUCAUGCUGUUAAAGAGUUGGCUUCAAGUGUUAAAGCUGUUGUUCAUAGACUCGGAUUGUGUGGUAAAGAUGGAAAUGAUACUUUCCCUCUCGUUAUGGUUGGUGGUGUUCUUGAAGCGAAUAGGAGGUGGGACAUUGGAAAAGAAGUUAUUAGUUGCAUUGCCAAAGACUUCCCUGGGAUGCUCCCAAUUAGGCCAAAGGUGGAGCCUGCGGUCGGAGCAGCACUGCUUGCUUGGAACUAUAUAAUAGAACAAUCCCGGCAGGACCAUUCAGAAGCAGACUACAAUUAGGUUCGAUCGGAAAAGGUUGAGCACAAUUGAGGUUAUUGAAUUGUAUAGUACCAAAGGAAGAAAACAUAUUGUAGAGAAAUGAAAGACGUGAACUUGAGAAAUAUAAUUUAUCGAUAGCAUUAUUGUUGUGAUUGUAGUUGUCGAUCAAGUAUGUUCAUAUUAUGAUUCGUCUUCUUAUAUCUUCUG